AAAAAAGACGGCUUUCUUGCUUUUCCUUGUGAAGUUGGCUCUCUGUUUUCUCUCUUAAUCCGACGAAAGACAACAGGAUUUAUCUUUUCCACUAGAAAAUUUAUAUUAAACAAUAAUGUAAUCUUUAGAUUAUCAAUCAAUCAAUCUUUCUUCUUUGUUUUCUUUCUUGUUUCGAUCGGAUCUGAAGAGCUCUCUUCAAAGAACCAGAAAGGCACGGGACACCACCACCCACACAACAACAUCUACAACAGCUUUACGGAAAAAAGUUGUUUCACUUUCUCUCUUGGUGAGCUGUCCAGUCAUGAGACUUUGCUUGCUCUGCAUUGCCAUCUCUGAUUAGUGCUGGUGUUGAGUUCCUAAAUGGAGUCACUUGUUGCUGGAGUUAAAUCUUCAUCGAAGACUCAACUUUCCCCAUCGAAGACUCAACUUUCCACAUCAGCGGUAGGCAGUAACCCUCCUUCCAAUUCUGGGACCCCUAGACCAUCCCAGCCACCAUCUCCGAAACAGUGUAGAAAUGAAAUGCCUUCAACCCCAUCCCAUGCAACUGGUCACAAUCAUGGAGUAAAGUCAGUCCGCCUUCCAAAUGGAUCUGCAGUCAAUCAUAAGCAUAUGCAUAAAGCCACCCACAAUGGUAUUCAGCAGGAGGAGUUACCCAAUAUGGCAAAACACUUUUACGAUUCGAAUAAGGGGAAAUCAGAAUGUGUGCGCAAAAAUGAUGUCUAUGUUAAAGCAGCAGAAACUUCUUUGCAGAGGAAGGUGCUGAUGGUCGACACCAGAUCCUGUACCAAGCAACCUGUUGAUGACCCUGAGAAUGUGAGUUCUGCUAGCUUGCUGGAAUUAGAGCGUAAUGUAUCAGGCCCAUCUCAAGGAGGUAUUGAGCAGUUGAACAGCCAUUUGGCAUCUCAACCAACAAUAAAAUUAUGUCCAAGUCCUUCAAACAGUGUCUAUACUGCAACUCUAUAUGCCGAAGCCAAACAGAGUUUCACUAACACAGAGGUGAGCGAAUGUGAAAGUGGCAUUGAAAAGUCUGGUGAAAGUCCUGAAGCUAGUUACUCCUGCGAUAUUGAAAGCAGAAAAACCAGCAUCUAUAGAGGCAGCACUGGUAGUGACCUUAGCGAUGAAAGCAGCUCCAGCAGCUUAAGCAGUGCCAUGUACAAGCCUCACAAGGCCAAUGAUAUAAGAUGGGAAGCAAUUCAGGCUGUCAGAACUCAUGUGGGUGUGUUGGAAUUAAAGCACUUCAGAGUGUUGAGAAGACUUGGAUGUGGAGAUAUUGGAAGUGUUUAUCUAGCAGAGUUGACAGGCACAAGGACUUUUUUUGCAAUGAAAGUUAUGGAUAAAGCGGCCCUGGCAAGUAGAAAGAAGCUACUUAGGGCCCAAAUCGAAAGAGAGAUAUUGCAAUCCCUUGAUCAUCCAUUCCUGCCCACUUUGUAUUCACACUUUGAAACAGAGAAGUUAUCUUGCCUAGUGAUGGAAUACUGUUGUGGGGGAGACUUACAUGCUCUCAGACAAAGACAGCAUGGGAAGUAUUUUCCAGAGCAUGCUGCCCGGUUUUAUGUAGCCGAAGUUCUCCUUGCUUUGGAGUAUUUGCACAUGCUUGGGAUCAUCUACAGAGACUUGAAGCCAGAGAAUGUGUUGGUGAGGGAAGAUGGGCACAUAAUGCUUUCAGAUUUCGACCUUUCUCUAAGAUGUGCCGUCUGCCCCACUCUAGUCAAAUCAUCAAACUCAAGCGUGGAGCCAAAAAAUUCGGGAUACUGUGUGCAGCCUUCUUGUGUUGAACCUAGUUGCAUAGUACAGCCAGAUUGCAUUCAACCAUCAUGUUUUGCACCACGCUUCCUAUCAGGCAAGCCUAAGAAAGAGAAAAAGAACAAACCAAAGAAUGAGGUCUACCAUCAAGUGAGCCCUCUCCCGGAGCUCAUUGCUGAACCUACUAAUGCCCGAUCGAUGUCCUUUGUGGGUACACAUGAGUACUUAGCGCCUGAAAUCAUUAAAGGUGAAGGCCAUGGAAGUGCUGUAGAUUGGUGGACGUUUGGUAUCUUUCUCUAUGAGCUUUUGUUCGGUAAAACUCCUUUCAAAGGAGCAGGAAACCGCGCUACUCUCUUUAACGUGGUUGGCCAGUCACUGAAAUUUCCAGAGCAUCCAACUGUGAGCUUUGCUGCUAGGGACUUGAUAAGAGGCUUACUCGUAAAAGAACCACAACAUCGGCUAGCUUAUAGACGCGGAGCUACUGAAGUGAAACAGCACCCAUUCUUUCAGAAUGUGAACUGGGCACUCAUUCGCUGCACAAGUCCACCGGAGGUUCCAAAACCAGUCGUGUUGGAUUUCUCUCCAAAUCCCAAUGCACCAAAAGCACCCACAACUAACGAGGUGCCAGGAGUAGAUGUCAAACCCUCAGGUAAUUAUUUAGAGAUUGAUUUCUUUUAGUACUUUUCUUUUCCAUUUGAACCCGACUUGUUGUGGAAUGUGCGAGGGGGAUGCAAAUUUAUUGUUUCUUUUGAUAAGCACAUGUAACUGCUCCUUUAAACAGAAGCUUCAUUAGCAACACCAAGGGAAUCAAUUGCAUUAAAAUGUGAAAUGGAGUUUUCUGAUCUUUCAUUCUGUAAAUCCUGUCACCAUACCUGGAAAUUCAUAUAUUCUUGAUACUGAUAUGUACUUGUAUUA
Messenger RNA from Tripterygium wilfordii, 2658 nucleotides. Its product is annotated as protein kinase PVPK-1-like. Gene Ontology annotation, molecular function: protein serine/threonine kinase activity; ATP binding. NCBI's taxonomy places the organism in Eukaryota, Viridiplantae, Streptophyta, Magnoliopsida, Celastrales, Celastraceae. Gene Ontology annotation, cellular component: cytoplasm; plasma membrane; nucleus. Bases 361 to 2421 code for a protein of 686 amino acids. Gene Ontology annotation, biological process: protein phosphorylation. The transcript has 3 exons. The record is from RefSeq and is a predicted model, not a curated record.